CGGGGGGCUGGCCUUCUUGAAUACUUCUCAGGAUUCGUUCUCGAAUCGGGACCCUGAGCCCUCGUUACCAAACUCGCAGAAAGACCAUACAUGCACACGGCAGGGUUCUACACCAUACCAUACCAACAUCAAGGAGAAGACCGAAAAACUCCAGGAUGAGGUGGUUAUGCUUGCAUGGAAGGGGGACGAGCGCAAAGAUCUUCGAGAUGCAAACCGCAAGGAUUCGAGAAGCCCUGGGUCGAGAUCACGAGUUUGUCUUUGUAGAUGGCACUGUGUCGACGGAGCCAGACACCGGGGCCGAAGCCAUCGCCGAUGAGUUCUUCGGGUACGUUGCACAUAACGUGGACCAGGACCGAGAACUAUGCGAUAGCAUGAUAAACCUCGUGGAGAGCCAGGGACCGUUCGAUGGUCUCAUGGGGUUCUCUGAGGGCGGUACCGUUGCGGCCAUGAUGCUUGUCGAAAACACAAGACACGGCUCGUUUAGCGGUAUCAAGUGCGCAGUCUUGUUCUGCGCUGCACCGCCGUUCGACCCUGACCUUGCCAGAACGGGCGAAAUUAGGUCUGUUGAUCUGGACACAGACGGGGUUCUGGUAAACCUCCCGACUGCCCAUGUCUGGUCCCAGACAGCUGGAGAGGAUGAGAUUAGAGCCCACCAGGCCUUGACCCAGAUUUGCGAUGCGAGUGUCAGGGAGGUGUUUCUUCAUAAUUUGGGCCACGAUGUGCCUGGGGCAAAGUCGGAGGAGGGACUGGCCGGGACGCUCCGAGUAAUUGAGCAUGUCAUCGAGCUUGCGAUGGGGGACGCCUAGCAGCCACGCAUAUGACAGAGCACACGUACAUACAUACCGUACACCUCAGUCUGUAUCUGCGUUUCUGCGUCUCGAAAGGGGCCUGUGGUCUUGUUGGUGAAUUCUCCUCCAUCCUGGACCAUGACCUGGCUUAUCGUCACCGCCGGGCCCGGUGGAUGUAUUGAGAUUUGAAACUGCAGGGCCAUCAGUC
Molecule: messenger RNA, 996 nt
Organism: Durotheca rogersii
Lineage: Eukaryota; Fungi; Ascomycota; Sordariomycetes; Xylariales; Xylariaceae
Product: serine hydrolase FSH
Exons: 4
Coding region: 156-806 (216 amino acids)
Cellular component (GO): nucleus; cytoplasm
Source: RefSeq, a predicted model, not a curated record